Molecule: messenger RNA, 516 nt
Organism: Plasmopara halstedii
Lineage: Eukaryota; Oomycota; Peronosporomycetes; Peronosporales; Peronosporaceae
Exons: 1
Coding region: 1-516 (171 amino acids)
Biological process (GO): mannan biosynthetic process
Cellular component (GO): Golgi apparatus
Molecular function (GO): alpha-1,2-mannosyltransferase activity
Source: RefSeq, a predicted model, not a curated record
AUGUACUAUGGAUUCUCAUUACCUCGCGCUCAUGAGGAACUUCAUCUUGUGUGGGGUGAUAAGGAUUUAUUUCGAUUCGCGUGGCUUAAGUCCAAAAGUACUUUUCACAUGACAGAGCGACCACCUGGUGCAGCUGGAACGAAACAUCCUGACUAUGAUCUUUUUUGUGGGGUGACAAUGGUACAACAUGAUCCAAGUGGUCACGUGAUAUUCAUGCAUCGAAAUACUGAGAAACUUACGUACUCGAACAAUCGAAUAUUAUGGACUCAUAUUCAAGAAUUUAAAAGUACAUCAAAAUUAAAAGAUUACUAUGUGCGUGGUGCAAAUGGUGGCAAAGUCUUUCCUCAAUUCAAAAGAUGUUUUGGGAAGGACGUGCACUAUGCCAAGCUUUUUACGCUUAAGCCAAUGAGUGCGUAUCCGUUUGAAAAGCUUGAAGAUGAUCUUUUGCGAUAUGCUGCUUCUGGGGCUGAUGUUUUACGUCUUGCAGGGUAUAAAGAUGUGGACGAGAAGGAGUAG